AUGUUCAAGUGGUUGAAAAGAGAUAAAGAACAACCAAUAACAAAUUAAAAAAAGCUAUACAAUCAAUUAUCCAAAGAAUAAGCUUAAGAAAUUUUAGCUAAUUUUUCAUAUAGAACCAUGGCUGAUCUCAUUUUUAAAGAUGAUUCUAAUCCAGAUUUGAACGUAGAAUAAGAAUAAAAAAAGAAAAUUCAAUUAAAAACUGAAUGCCAUAUGGAUGAAUAAGGAACUCUACAUUUCAAUUAAGAAGAGCAAUUAUCUUGGGUUGAUGAUGAUUCACAUUAUGAAGAAGAUGAAUUAGAUAAGCAAAUAUAUGAAUAAAUGUAUGAGGAAAUGUAGGAAGAAUUAAAUUAAAGAGGAGAACGAGAACAUUUUAGACCAAUUACUGGUCCUGAAAAUAAUGAUAAUGAUGAAUGGGAAACAGAUAGUGAUGAACAAAAUUGA
Paramecium primaurelia is the source of this 441-nucleotide messenger RNA. NCBI's taxonomy places the organism in Eukaryota, Ciliophora, Oligohymenophorea, Peniculida, Parameciidae. The record is from the annotation of a GenBank genome assembly.